This is a messenger RNA of Physella acuta, 2704 nucleotides long. Its product is annotated as sperm-associated antigen 16 protein. Gene Ontology annotation, molecular function: protein binding. Lineage: Eukaryota; Metazoa; Mollusca; Gastropoda; Physidae. Gene Ontology annotation, cellular component: axonemal central apparatus. The record is from RefSeq and is a predicted model, not a curated record. Gene Ontology annotation, biological process: axoneme assembly.
AUGAUGGUUUACUUCCUACCGUUGCCUAUGGUAACAAGGCAACAAAAUGGCGCUGAACAUCGACACGGAGAAAUAUUACAUAGAAAAGGAGGAAGUUGCUUUAGAUUCUGAUGAUGACUAUACAUAUGAGGAAGUCCCUGUUGAAGAUGACUUAGUUCCACCAGAGCUUGAAGAAGAUUUGGAUGCUGCUGUUAGGACAAUCCGUGAAGCCAAUGAUGAUGCUAUUGCAAGAGCUCCUGGGCCACCAGUUGCCAAGCCUGCAGUUUAUCAGAAACCAGAGGUUGUUGAUGAUUUUGUCAGAAAUUUUCUCAUCCAUAUGGGAAUGUCUCGUACGCUUGAUUGCUUUCAAACAGAAUGGUAUGAAUUGCAAGAAAGAGGACUUCUAAAGUAUGCUGAUAUAGGAAUAGUUCCUGAUGUUUACACUAGAAAUCAAGAACUUGAAAAUGAAAUAGAAUUUCUGCAAAAAGAAGCAACCAAGUUUCAAAAUGCAGCCAUUAAAGCCAAAGAUCUUUAUGUUAAACUGAGGAAGGAGCGAGAUUUUCAUCGUAUGCAUCAUAAACGUGUUGUGCAGGAGAAAAACAAACUUAUUGAUGACAUAAAGAGGUUAAAGCGCCACUACUCCCAGUACCCAGAUAACAUGCAGGCUCUCAAGAAAAAAUAUGAAGCUGCCAUGAAAGAAAAAAUGCUGGCUAACCUGGAGCGAGAUCGUGCUCUUGGGCAAGUCACAGGUCUACAAAGUACCAUCAAGAACUUGGAACUCUCUCAAGGAGGCUCAGGUGUAAAAGUAGAGGAGAAGAAAGACACAAAAGGUCCAACACACAAACAGCUGUUGAUGGAGAGACAGAAAAGAUCUGCUGGUGCUGAUGGUGAUGUUGGGAACCAAGCCCCUGGUUUCAAAAGAUAUGUCAAUGACUCAGAAUUUCCUGUGGAUCAUGGCAUCAAUCCAUUCCUAAAUCAGUCUAAAUACAUGACAGCUAAUGCUGCAAGAGCUGGUGGCUUCCGUUUGUCCAAUUCUUUUGUGGCUCAUACUCAUGCUAUCAGUGGUUUAGCUCUACACCCUAGAAAGCAAAUUUUGGCCACAGCAAGUGAUGAUCAGACAUGGAAAAUUUGGGCCAUUCCUAGUGGAGAGAUAAUCAUGACAGGGGAGGGUCACACAGACUGGGUAUCUGAUUGUGACUUUCAUCCUAUUGGCUCAAGUCUUGCUACAACCAGUGGAGAUUCAACUGUAAAAAUCUGGGACUUCUCUAAAGCUGCUUGUGUGCAUACCUUCACAGACCACACCGCUGCAGUGUGGAGCUGUUCUUGGCACACUUGCGGCAACUUCCUUGCCACAAGCUCCAUGGACAACACCGCUAAAGUAUUUGAUCUCAACAGCCUGCGCUGUCGCUACUCAUUGCGAGGUCACAUGGAUUCAGUGAACAGCGUGGAGUUUCUACCUUACAGCAACACUCUACUGACUAGCUCGGCUGACAAAACUGUCUCACUCUGGGAUGGAAGAACUGGUCUAUGUGCACAGACAUUUUAUGGCCACAUGCAUUCUGUCAAUCAUGCAACAUUCAGCUUCAGAGGUGAUAUUAUUGGCUCCUGUGAUGCUUACGGUGUGAUCAAAUUAUGGGAUGUCCGCAGUGUAGCCCCAAUGGCUAGUUUUGAAAUUGGACCCCACUCUGCCAAUAAAAUUGGUUUUGACACCUCGGGUGGAGUCGUGGCUAUUGCCUGUAAUGACAGCAUGCUUAAAAUGUAUGAGAUUGCCACUGGAACUAUCACAUCUUUGGCUGGUCAUGAGGAUGCAGUACAGUGUCUGAUUUUUGAUGUUGGUGGUGAAUUUAUGGUGUCUGGAGGAAGUGAUAACGUUGUACGCAUCUGGUCCUAGUUCAACAUACAACCAUUGUUCCAUGAUGUCUUUAUACAAAUAUUAAUGACAUACAAUUUUUCCAUGUCUUUAUGCAAAUCUUAAUUUAAAUAUUGAUUGAAUUUAAAAACACGUAUUGUAAUCAAGAUAACUUGAAAUUUUAAAAAUUUCAAACACAUCUUCUACCAGUGUAAUUAUCUUCCCAUUAACUUCUAAUUUUAAUAAUGCACAGCACAGGUUUGGUAAUGAAAUGGAUACCUUUGUAUUACAAAGAUAAAGCAUCAUUAUGCCCACAAGCCUGUCAUGGAGAAAAUAUGCUGACACAUUGUUUUUUUUUAAACUUUAAUAUUUCCCAGAUAAUUAAAUUGUAAGAAAAUUAUCUUGUUUCAAAUGCUGGAAAGUACAUACAAUGAUUGUAUGAUUACACACAAAUCUAGAAAAGUGGUGAAGUUCAUGGACACCUAGAUCUAUAUUUCAUAAAGUUUUUGAAUUUUAAUGCAGCUCAUUAUAUAGUUAGUAAAUGUUUCAAGUUUAUUGGAAAACUAAAAUAUGGUUUCUUAAAAGUAAUGUCUGUGAUAUGUAUAAUAUAUAAUAAAAUACUUUCUGAAAUAAUUUUUUUUGAAUGGGUAAGAAAACUGACAUAACUAGUGAGCAUUUUGCUUACUAGUCAAACCAUAGCUUGAAACUGGGUUUGUAUGUUCAUGAACUGUUGGUUUUGUGAUACUGUUUUUGGAUGUUAGAUAAUUCCUUUACCAGGAAUACAUUGUGAGAUACUUGUAUGAAAGACUGGUCUUAUAAACUAAUCAUGACUUAGUAUUCUGAGACUUGUGAACUUUAAUCCUCCAGGUUUUGCUC